UAUUAAUAAUAUGUUUUUAUUGAUAUUUUUUUUUUGCUGAAAUGUCAUCUCCUAAAAUUUUGAAAAUGCUAAUGUAUGGAGAAAUUUAAAAUUAUAUAGUUGUUUAUCAAAUUCUCUCUUUUAUUAAAAUGGCUGCAAAAAAUUGGACGGAAAGGGACAAAAAAGAAAAAGAGAAGAGAUGAUAUAGAGUGACUCCUCAUUGGUUCAAUCACCGUCACUGAUCGUUCUCGUAGCUUCGUACAGAGAUUUCUCGAAGGAAUUCAUCACUCUCUUACCGACUUUAUCACUGAUUGUGCUAUCAAUUUUUUAUCCGUGGGUACGAUUCAUUUUAAAAAAAAAAUCAUCGAGAAAUUACUAAGAUAUCGAUCCUUGCCUUGAUCAUACUUUUUAGCAUGUUAGAAUUGCUGAUUCGAUCUACAAUUUUUCAGAUAUGUCGAAGAUUGGGCAGAGAGGGAUUCACUGCUUACAGAGACUCAAUACGGCGCCGUUCACGAGCGUGUCUGCUUCUUUGAUCGAGAAAGGGCAGAAUCGUGUGAUUGAUGCUUCGUUAACUCUCAUUCGUGAAAGGGCAAAACUCAAAGGAGAGUUAGUGCGUCUCUUAGGAGGAUCUAAAGCUUCAACAUCUCUUCUUGGUGUACCACUUGGUCACAACUCUUCUUUCCUUCAAGGUCCUGCUUUUGCUCCUCCAAGAAUUAGAGAAGCUAUUUGGUGUGGUAGCACAAACUCCUCCACUGAAGAAGGUAAGGAGCUAAAGGAUCCUCGGGUUCUAACCGAUGUUGGAGAUGUUCCGGUACAAGAGAUUAGAGAUUGUGGGGUUGAUGAUGAUAGACUCAUGAAUGUAAUAAGCGAAUCCGUAAAGCUUGUGAUGGAAGAGGAACCAUUGCGUCCACUGGUACUAGGUGGAGACCAUUCAAUAUCUUAUCCCGUGGUUAGAGCGGUUUCUGAGAAGCUUGGAGGACCUGUGGACAUUCUUCAUCUUGAUGCACAUCCCGAUAUAUAUGACUGUUUCGAAGGGAACAAGUACUCUCACGCAUCUUCCUUUGCUCGUAUCAUGGAAGGUGGCUAUGCUCGGAGACUUUUGCAGGUUGGGAUCAGAUCGAUAAACCAAGAAGGGAGGGAACAGGGCAAGAGAUUUGGAGUUGAACAGUAUGAGAUGCGAACCUUCUCAAGAGAUCGCCAAGUUUUGGAAAAUCUGAAAUUAGGGGAAGGAGUGAAAGGCGUGUAUAUAUCGAUCGAUGUUGACUGUCUCGAUCCGGCAUUUGCACCCGGAGUGUCCCACAUUGAACCAGGAGGUCUCUCUUUCCGAGACGUCCUCAACAUUAUACAUAACGUUCAGGGAGAUGUGGUCGGUGCUGAUGUUGUCGAGUUCAACCCGCAACGUGAUACUGUUGAUGGCAUGACUGCAAUGGUUGCGGCAAAGCUUGUUAGAGAACUAGCCGCAAAAAUCUCGAAAUAAAGCAUGCAAAAUGGUAUUUUGGAGUUUCUGUUUUAGUUUUGCGAUGUAUUUUUUGUGUUUUAUUUGCAAGUUUGUAACUUUCUUGUAGGUUCGUGAAAAAAAAACAUCCAAUAAGUCUGACAACUUAGACGGGGCAUCGAAUAAACUAAAUAUGAAUUUGGCUUUUAGACCCAAAUAUCAAUGUUCUAUAUAGAAAUAGUGUCUGAUAAUGUUCAGAUCCUGACC
Molecule: messenger RNA, 1681 nt
Organism: Thlaspi arvense
Lineage: Eukaryota; Viridiplantae; Streptophyta; Magnoliopsida; Brassicales; Brassicaceae
Source: the annotation of a GenBank genome assembly